Caenorhabditis elegans is the source of this 2633-nucleotide messenger RNA. RefSeq lists its product as uncharacterized. The coding region runs from base 59 to 2590 and encodes 843 amino acids. The transcript is spliced from 4 exons. The record is from RefSeq and is marked reviewed. Lineage: Eukaryota; Metazoa; Nematoda; Chromadorea; Rhabditida; Rhabditidae.
UUCAACUUUCUGCUGCAGAUAUUCAAUUUUGCUGUUCUUUCAGUAAAAAAGUAUCAAAAUGAAAUAUUGGAAAUUACUAUUCAUUGGAUUUCUAAUUGUUAAUUGUCAUGAUAAUAUUCCAACGAGUUUAACUGCACAAUUUGUCAGUGGAAAUGCAACAGGAGCCAUUGUUACUAGAAGUGCUCCAGAAGAUUCUUCCCUCGAUCGAAUCUCUGAGAUGCUCGCUGCUCAUGCUCGUCUAACUAUUGGAAUCACUAUUUUGGCGGAUCUUCUCGAACCAUCUAUGAUCAGUGUACUUGCUGGAUUUUUCAAUAUUGAGGAGUCAAGUAUCAAUGGAUUAUUGAAAAUUGAUCAAUCAAAGAUCAAAAGACUCAUUGGAGACCUAUCUAAAAUGAAAACUUCUGAAAUGGAUUUUUCCAAUUUGACAAAUGGAAUUGAACACUUAGAAGAGAUGUACAAGGAGUUCAAUAGUUUGCCACCUAUAUCGACAGACAAUGAAGACGUGAGAGCGCCGUCCUAUAAGAAAAUUAUAGAAUUGAACGAAUUCCCUGAAACGAAACAAGAUGAAUUGGAACAACUUGGAAAAUAUUCGGGCGCAGUGACAACAUUGAAAAACAAUGUCGAUUUGUAUCCCACAUAUAUGAAUUGUACUAUUUCGCCAAAUGUUGAUAAGAAUGCAGCCGCAACAGCCUUCCAAAAUUUUUCAACCCUCAUGAAUAUAAUUCUUGAACCUUGGGAGAACUUCAAAAAUCUCGAGCAGGAGGAUUUUACGACGGUAUUUAAAUCUGUCAACAAGAAACUGGAAGUUUAUAAAAAGGUCGAUCUAACACGUGUGUCCGCGACUCAAGUCGGUACAGGAGUGGCGAUAUCACCAUUCUUCUCGAAUGUUCUUUCGUACUUGGAGUCAUCACAUGCAAUCAAGUUCAUCGAAAAACUAACAAAUGCUGACAAGAAUACUCUGAACGAUUUAAGAAAGUGGACUGGAGCAUUUCCGGAUGAACUUCUGAAAAUCGAAGAUCUGAAGAGGGAUAUCAAUGAAACCUUUUUGAAAGAGACACUGACUGAAGACAAUUCUCCAUUGGAUGCUCUUUUGAAAACUCUGCAACCACUAUUUGACUCCGAUUCUGUCAUAAAAACAUUCUGGACUGCUCUGGAAACUUAUGAUUAUUCAAAAAUAGCGGACACAAUCAAAAACCUGGAUUCUCUAUUGAAGUUGCUGAUUGAAUCAGGAAGUUCUUCACAAGAUUUUACCAAUUCAUUGUCAACGGUUCGAAGAAUUGUGGAAUAUGCAAAGUUGAUCAACACCAGCAAUCCACAAGUGACAAAUUUUGAGAAUGGAUACAUUGAUAUUCUGAACGCCUUAGGCAAUUUGAGUUCUCUGAAAUCCGCUGUGAAAGAAUACAGAGGAAGCGACGAGUUCACAAAUGCUGCAUCUUCAUCCGUUUCAGGCUACCAUUCACGCGUGAGAAGUAUGGAUAAAUCUAAUUGUUAUUUUGUGAUUAAAAAUGACAAUUUCGACAAUGCUGACAAACAUUUCCCAAAAGUUGUCGAGAAGCUCAAAAAAUUCAACCAAGAAGCCAUGGAACUCAAGGCUCUCAUUUCAAAGAUCCCAAUGUGGCAGGAGACAACGGAAAACUUAGAGAUGUACAUAGAUGAAACAUUCGGUCCAUUCAAAGAUAAAAUUAACACCAGUCAACAGGAUCUAUCAAAAGUGAAAGGUGGAAUCGGGUUCGUCAAUCUACAUAAAACGAUGUUUGCUACUGGAGAAACCACUGUCGACCUGAAUGAACUUCAAAAGAUCAAGACAACUGGUGUGAACAAUGUUCAGAAGAGGUUGGACGGACUCAGUGAUUUGAAGACUCAAUCUUUAUACAAAGAAGUUAUCAGAUUCCGAAAGAAUUUUCGUCUCCGAGAGAAACUUAUCAGUGGAUCCAUCUUAUUCCGUGACAUGUCCCGACUUAUCAAGGAAUCAGAAGUAUUCGAUAAACUAGCAGAAACUGGAAAUGCUCUUUGUCUGAAAGUGGUGAACACGAGUUCCGAAGAUGUCCCACGGAAUGAAUUUUUGAAGAAAUUGGAUGUUCUGAAUACAACAACUCAUCGAAUCAAGGAUCUUCUUGCUCAUGCUUUGAAACUCAAAAAAAGAUAUACAGACGUGUCAAAUACGGAUUUAUUGCAUGCAAGAUUCCUUGUCGAUAACCUUGUGAACCUUCCAAAUCCAGAAUAUAAAGUUGAAGAUUGGACAAAAUUUGUUGAUAUCUUGAAUGGAACAAAUAUGGCAACUGCAUCCACUGAAAUCUCUGAAUUCUCCGAAGCAAUCGAAUCCACUUUUGAUCUGGACUUUACUGCUCAUCAGACUGAAAUUAUUGGUACUUAUUGGAAUCUUCGUGCAUUGUUGAGACUUCAUAGAUCACUUGUGGCUAUUGAUCAUGUUUCACAAAAAUCCUUCUGGGAACGUUACAAUCAUUGGAUUCAGUUGUCGAUGCUCGUUGGUAUUCUCAGUUUAAUUAAUAUCGUUGUCCUGGCUCUAAUCAAAAUCAAACUCAGAAGAGAUGCACAAGCUGAAAAAGAAGAAGAUGAAGAUUAUUAUUGAUUACUUGUUUCUAGCGUUCCGAUAAUAAAUAGAUUUUUGAAAA